AUGUCAUAUAAAGAGAUCUCUGCCAAAAAGAGAGCCGAAAGAGAUACCCAUUUGAUCUCCGAAUGGUUGAUCCCUGAAGAUAAAUUGCCAAAAGAAAACGACGUUCUCGAAUUCCCAGUGAAAAGCGGUUACUUGUCCGCUCUGGAAAUCGAAAUCACCGAGAGCGAUGCCCCAACCAUUUUUGAAAACAUCAAAAGCCAUAAAUGGUCAUCUUACGACGUCACCAAAGCUUUCUGCCACAGAUCCCAAAUCGCCCACCAAUUGACUAACUGUCUUUCGGAAAUCUUCUACGCCGAAGGGUUGCAGCAAGCUAAAGCUCUUGAUGAGUAUUACGCUACUACUGGCAAAUUGAAAGGUCGCUUCCACGGGGUGCCAAUCUCCUUGAAAGAUAACAUCAACGUCAUUGGUCAAGCCUCGUCCAUUGGUUACGUUGAUUGGUGUUUCAAGCCAGAAGGCGGGUUCACCACCGAUUCUGCCAUUGCUGAAUUGCUUAGAAAAGAAGGGGCGGUGUUUUAUUGUAAAACCAACGUUCCAGUGGCCAUGAUGAUGCCAGAAUCCACCAACCACGUUUACGGAACCACCACCAACCCUCUUAAUCGUUUGCUCAGUGCCGGUGGUUCUUCGGGUGGGGCUGCUGCCCACGCUGCUUUGAAAGGGUCUAUCAUUGAUAUCGGUUCGGAUAUUGGUGGGUCGAUCCGUAUUCCAGCGUCUUUCAACUCGCUUUAUGCCUUGAGACCAACUUCUGGAAGAUACCCAACUUACGGCACCAGAUCGGGGUUGCCAGGGCUUGAAUCGGUCAACUCGGUUAAUGGACCAUUGUGUACCAGCUUGGCGUCGAUGGAAUGGUACUUGUCGAAUUUGGUCGAUGCUGAUCCAUCCACCGUUGAUCCAAAAGUCUGUUACAGCCCAUGGAAGAAAGUGACAUUGCCAGAAAAGUUGACGUUUGCUAUUCUUAAAGACGACGGCCACGUUAAACCAACACCGCCAAUCCAAAGAGGGAUCGACAUGGUGCAAAAGCUUGUGGAAGAAGCCGGCCAUGAAGUGAUCGAAUGGGAUCCAUCAGAACACGUCGCCCUUGCCCAAACUAUCACCAAGUUCUUCCUUGCCGAUGGUGGUAAACACGUUCUUGAAGUUACAGAAGCCACCGGAGAACCUCUUUUCCCAUCGAUGGCUAUGUACGGUUCUGCCCCAAGCAUGCUGGUUUCCGAGCUCUGGGACUUGCACGCCGAAAGAAGCGGGAAUUGCAAGAAGUUAUUGCAAAGAUGGAUGGACACCCAAUUGCGUACCAAGGACGGUAAAGUGAUCGACGCGAUCUUGUUGCCAGCCUCCCCACACCCAGGGUGUCCACACGGUAAGUUUGGUGGUUGGGUCGGGUACACUUCGGUGUUCAACGCCACAGACUACAGUGUUGGGGUGAUGCCGGUGCUGAGAUGUGAUAAGGCGGUGGAUUUGGCCGAAAAGGAUUACGUUCCUCGUAAUGCUAUCGAUAAAGAGAUCUACGAGAGUUACGAUCCAGAAGUGUCGCAUGGAGGAAGUGUGAGUAUCCAAGUUGCUUGUAGAAAGAACGAGGAUGAAAAGGUGGUGGAAUUGAUCAAGAGAUUGUCGAAGUUGGUGAAAUAUAGUGGUUAG
This is a messenger RNA of Saccharomycopsis crataegensis, 1629 nucleotides long. RefSeq lists its product as uncharacterized. NCBI's taxonomy places the organism in Eukaryota, Fungi, Ascomycota, Saccharomycetes, Ascoideales, Saccharomycopsidaceae. The record is from RefSeq and is a predicted model, not a curated record. The transcript has a single exon. The coding region runs from base 1 to 1629 and encodes 542 amino acids.